Formica exsecta is the source of this 653-nucleotide messenger RNA. RefSeq lists its product as uncharacterized. Lineage: Eukaryota; Metazoa; Arthropoda; Insecta; Hymenoptera; Formicidae. The record is from RefSeq and is a predicted model, not a curated record. The coding region runs from base 146 to 643 and encodes 165 amino acids. The transcript has a single exon.
AUUUGAGUCUUUUUUCGAAUUUGGGUUAUUUUCCUUAUUCUCCUCGACGUCUGUAGUAGAUAAAGACAGAAGAGAGGAGUUAAUUGGGUAACACUUAUUGUGUGCAUUGUGAAAAGUCAGUUCUUAUUGAACUAAUUCACAAUUCAUGCUCAUAGAUCUCCCAGAAGAAGGUCUGGAUGAAGAUAUUUUCACAGACUAUUUGAGCCAUGCUGGUCAGAUUCUGACAGAUGUCUUCCAUCAACAGUCAGUGGCUCGGAAAUCGUUUGUCACUCCACAACUCAAUAAAAAUAUUAAACCAACCGUGGAUGCGAUGAUUUCUGAUGAGUGGCUUUAUGGCAAUAAUCUCAAGGAAAAAGUCAAAGACGCAAAAGAGAUCGAAAAGGCUUGCGCGGAAAUUAAGGAUAAAGUCCAACAGAAAUAUUCGUCAAAAUCGAAUCGGGGAAACUCGAAGUACCCACCUGCGAAUUAUCGGCAGGUGGGUUAUCAACAAAAACGUCGACAAUUCAGAUUCAAGAGGAGAGUCUCCAAAAAUUUGACACAGUUCAUCCAAGACGAACUCUCAGACGACGAGCCAAUCAUUAUCCAAGAAAUAAGCCAGGUAGAUAAAACGGCAGGACGUCUACGCUUUUUCGUAGAUAGGUGAAGAGAAAUCA